This is a messenger RNA of Saprolegnia diclina VS20, 3536 nucleotides long. RefSeq lists its product as hypothetical. The record is from RefSeq and is a predicted model, not a curated record. The transcript has a single exon. Lineage: Eukaryota; Oomycota; Saprolegniomycetes; Saprolegniales; Saprolegniaceae. The coding region runs from base 112 to 3483 and encodes 1123 amino acids. Gene Ontology annotation, molecular function: cysteine-type deubiquitinase activity. Gene Ontology annotation, biological process: protein deubiquitination.
UCAAGUGCGAACCUCAAGUGCGCGCACUGCAAAUGCGUCCAAUCUUCAAGGGAUAAAGAGCAGGAACCGAACCGACGCCAGAGGAGAGACGCGGAAGAGAGCAUUAGCCGCAUGAACAACGUCGACGUCUGCUGCAUGAUGGACGUGGGCGACAAGCACAUGAGCUCCAUGUGUCGGGUCAAGGAGCUGCCCGAAGCCGCGUCGCCCGAGGCCAAGCUGCCCGCCCUUGACCGCACGUCCCAUGGGUCGUCGAGCGAAACGGACGACCGCCGGUCCGAAGCCGACCGCAACACGUUCGCGAUGAACCUCCCGGGCGCGUCCAUGUCUGGCAUUGCGGUCCAGUACCUCUACGCCCGCUACGUGCGUGCGGUUGACGCGGCCAACGCGGCCAAGUUCCGCCUCUUCCAGCGCCCCAAGGACGCGACGCGUCGGCCAUUGGACCUCGUCAGCUUUACGCUGCUGUUUCCACGCCUUCAAGCGCUGCCACACGCCACCGUCACGAGCUGCUAUCGGCUCUUCCGGCCCUACGACGCGGUCACAUGCAUCCAAGUGCUCCAGUUCCUCGACCUUGACCCGCAUCGUUUUGUCUUUGACUGGUUCACAGCCAGCAUGUCGUUUCCGGGCGGGAAGCUCAAGAAGAAGAACGUCAUGUACCGCAAGGAGCUGCAUCUCUUGCUCGAGACCGCGCAUGUGCUCUCGGGCGUCCGCGACGUCGGCGCCGAGUCUUUUCCCGAGAUGCUCACGCGCGACCAGUUUGCUGCGGCGCUGCCGCCGAGCCUCGUCAAGCGCUUGCUGGCGCCGUUCGCCGUGUUCUCACAACCCGACGGCAACGACAGGCCAAGUGACGCGCCGUCGUCAUCCUUGCAGUUUGCGGUCGCGAUCGAGUGGUGGCAGUCGUGGCGGGCGUACGCCGACCCGAGCGACAGCGACAACAACAACAAUGAGCACGAGAGCGACGGGCCUUGCCCGCCCUCGAUCUACAACCAAGCGCUGGCCGACGCCAUGCAGACGUCCGACACGCUUCUCGACGGCGUUGAUUACGUCACCGUGUCGCCAAAGACGUGGCACGCGCUCCAGUCGCGGUUCGGUGGCGGCCCCGCGCUGCCGUGCUACAACGGCGUGUACCGCCUCGUGACGCUCGCGAUCGCUCUCUCCGAGCGCGACGGGCGGCCGAGUCCGCAGUCGCGGUCGCUCCAGGUGCCCCCAAGUGCGCGCCUUGUCGACCUCAAGGACGUCGCCGUCGCGCUGCAUGACGUCAAUAUGGAAGCCCGUUUGUGGUGUCGUGACGCCGACGGCCACUGGGUUCUCGUCGCCUCCGAUCUCACCGCUGCCGACGUGACAUCGUCCGAACUCCUUCUUGAGACCCGACCUUCGAACGCGACCGAGUGGCCGCGCAUUCUGCUUCGCACGCCGCGCGACUUUCGCCCGCUGCGCAUCGGUGACGCUGUCGACGCGUUCGACUGCGAACAGGUGUGGCGGCCGGGCGUCGUGCACCGCGUGAGCACCGACGGCACGCGUGUGCUUGUCUCGUUCGUAGGCUUCCACGCCAUGUACAACGAGUGGAUCCACCACGACUCGGGCAAGCUCCAGCCGCGCCACAGCCGCGCCGACAGCGACCGCGGUCUCUGGCCGUCGCCGAUCCCGCGUCUCAACCCCGGCUACGCUGGGGCCGUCGGGCUGCUCAACUUGGGCAACACGUGUUUCCUCAACUGUGCGCUGCAGUGUCUAGCGGCCACACCCAUCUUGCGGUCGUACUUGCUCUCGACGCAGUACGCAGGUCACAUCAACAAGACCAACCCGCUCGGCACCAAAGGCAAAGUCGUGUCGGCGGUUGCCAACGUCGUCGCGUCGCUUUGGGCGCCGACGGGCACGAUCGCAACGACGACCGUGUCACCGUCGGCCCUUCGCAAGCUCGUGGCCAAAGCGCGGCCGCAGUUUGACAGCUAUGACCAGCAAGAUGCGCACGAGUACAUGGCGGCCCUCCUCGAUGCGAUACAUGAAGACGUCAAGCGUAGCGCGGGCUUUCUCGAGCCGACGGCCGACGACGACGCUGCGUGGCGUGCCCACGUGGCCGGGAACCACUCGAUCGUCACCGAUGUCUUCCACGGUCUCCUCCAGAGCCAGACAGUCUGCGACGCGUGCGACCACCGGUCGAUCUCGCACGACCCGUUCCUGUGCUUUAGCCUCUCGAUCCCCGUCGUCCUUCGGUGCGCGCUCCGUAUCCUCGUGUUUCGACAAGACGCAUCGCCCAAGGUCUGCGACGUGGCGCUGCCGUCGAACGAAGGCGCGCUGCGGACGGUCUUGGACGACUUGGGGUGUCAACUGCAGACGUCGCCCUCCGUCUUGCGCCUCGUGCACGUGCAGAACCACCGGUUCGUGCGGGUGCUGAGCCCGGACACGCUCGUGUGCGACAUCGAAGGCGCGACAAUCUACUGCUUUGAGCGCCUCACGCGGCUUCCGACACGGCUUGGCAUGCCCGUCGCUGUGGUAUCGGACCCGCGCCUGCGUCCCGAGACGGGUGUCCUCGCGGGCAGCGACGCCGACACGUUGACCGUCGCGUUCGCCAGUGGCAUCAAGCAGACGUUUGCGGCCGACGUCUGGUACAGGACGGUCAAGCCGAUGACCAAAGAAGGGAUCGUGGACCUCCAGGUCGUCCACCGGGUCGACGGCCAGCUCGGUGGUAUUCCGUUCGUGCUCUCACUGGGGUCGGACCGCACCACGGCCGAGCUGCACGCGGCGAUCAACAAGGAACUGCGUCGCCUGGUGGCAACGACGGCCGCCUACACCAUAGCGGCGAUGGCCAUGAGCAACCCGGGCAAGACCGUUGAUGUACCGUGCGACACGACGCCGUUCUUGCGGUACGUCACGCCGCCCGAGGUCGUCGUCCUUGAAUGGACGGCAUCGCCCAUGUUUGUGGACGACUUUGCGUCGGCGCUGCGCCCAGUGACGCGCGACGUGCCCGAGCUGACGCUGCGUCGGUGCCUCGAGUCGUUCAUGGCCACCGAGCGCAUGGGCGUCGACUGGGCGUGUGAGCAGUGCCAGAGCACGUCCGGCGGGACUCGCUACACGGACCUGUCGCGGUCGCCCGACAUUCUCAUGCUGCACCUCAAGCGCUUUCACUACUCGAGCGUCCAGCACCAUAAAGUCAACGAGCUCGUGACGUUUCCGCUGGAAGGACUCGACUUGACGCCGUAUUUGCACAAAGUCCCAUCCGACGUCAACAGCGGUCUCUAUGACCUGUUUGCGGUCGCCAACCACACGGGCGGGCUCAGCGAAGGCCACUACACGACAUACUGCCGCUUUGACCUCCCGCGUCACGACGUGUCGCUCGAGAGCGCGCUGCCAACGUCGCACGUCUGGCUCUGCUUUGACGACGAAGUGGUGUGUGAGAUCCCGGCGUCCAAAGUCGUCUCCAACGCUGCGUACGUGCUCUUCUACAAGCGCCGACUACCGUCAAGCACGAGUCAACUCUACGCACUCUGACAUAGUGAUUGUACUUUUAUUCUUGAUCAACAUUGACUGUACACUAGCAUGCA